AUGGCGCGUAAUAUUUUAAAAUUGGGUGCCUUAGAAGCUCAAAGGACAGCAUUCCUGCUGUGCGAUAUCCAAGAAACUUUCAGACCUCAUAUAAAACAUUUCGGAGAGGUUGUGAAAGUGGCUAACAAAAUGGUGGAAGCGGCCAAACACUUUAAUAUACCAGUAUAUGUGUCAGAACAAUACCCCAAAGGCUUAGGUCAUACUACAAAAGAUAUUAAAAUUGAUGAUGCAGCACUUGUGUUCGAGAAGACUAAGUUUUCUAUGUUCACGCCCGAAUUGCAGGAAAAAUUGAAAAAAGAUGUGCCCAAUUUAGGCUCAGUGGUGUUAUUUGGAAUUGAAGCCCACGUGUGUAUAGAACAAACGGUAAUUGAUUUAUUAAACGAAGAUAUAGCCGUACAUGUGUUAGCUGAUGGAGUAUCAUCUCGCUCACUGAUGGACAGAGGGCUUGCUUUACAACGUCUCCAAUCAAUAGGUUGUUUUGUGGGUACAUCAGAGAAUGUUUUAUUCAAAUUAUUGAAAGAUAAAAACCAUCCUGUAUUUAAACAAAUAUCCAAACUUAAUACAACGCCCGCAGCCGAUGAAUUUGGGAAG
Messenger RNA from Brenthis ino (lesser marbled fritillary), 591 nucleotides. The record is from the annotation of a GenBank genome assembly. Lineage: Eukaryota; Metazoa; Arthropoda; Insecta; Lepidoptera; Nymphalidae.